CCACACACUCUCUUCCUCCUCCCGCGCAGCAGGCGCUCUCGCCGUCCUCGUCGUGACCACCAGGGCGCUACUGCCGUGGAGCGCUGAUCUGCCCGACGAUGCUCGGUCUCUUCUCAUGUCGAACGUGGGAAACUGUACAAUGAAAUGGAGAAAGAAUUUGAAGGAAAUGACCCCACUAAGGACUGCAGGCAGAUUCUUUCAGCACCAUCCUUGGGUUCUUUGCUUGCUGGUGCUUCUACUUAUAUUGUACAAGUACUUCUUUGGCUGGUUCACUCUCCUUGUGACCACAUCACCAAUCUUCCUAAUUGCCGGCGUCUUUCUUGGAAUCAUCCUUGCUUAUGGUGAACCAAACAAUCCUGAAAAGGAUCACAUCUACAAAAAAAUUGACAAAGCUCGGUGUCCGAAUAUACCUCUUCCAAAAAUUCAAUCAGAAGAUAAAGUGGCCAAGCACAAAAAUGGAGAAAAGAAAAUUAGGAAGAGAUGUCAUGUUGCAGCUUCUUCUUCUGAACCAAGAUCUAGUGAAUCAGGUGGCUCAGAUACUGACAACAUCCCAAUGCUACAUGCAUUUCAUCAUCUUAGGUCAGGUAGCAAUUCAUCACAGUCCUGUCAAGAUGGCGACUCCAAUGACAGCAGCAUUGAAGAUGAAAUGGAGAAUCAUCAAGGAAAUGGUGGGAAGUUACGCGAGGGAAAAGGACAUGUUAAAGUUGUGGCAUGGACCGCUGAUGACCAGAAGAACAUAUUGAAAAUUGGAUGCUUGGAGAUUGAGCGUAACCAAAGGUUGGAGACCUUAAUUGCUAGGCGCCGAGCGAGAAAAUACUCAGACAAAAACUUGAUAGACUUUGGUAGCAGUGAUUCCUUACCUACUGUUGAAGAGCUAUCAAAGUUCAAUGUUCAAAUUCCUACUGUAUUUGCUCCUAGGAGAAAUCCAUUUGAUGUUCCUUACAAUGAAGAUAACUUCCCAGAUUCUGCUCCAUCUGCGCUGGUGGAAAUAGGAAACCCAUUCAAUUUACCAAGCAAGCAAGAAAAUGAGAGUAGUUCCUCUGGAGGAGAAAAAUCAAGCUAUGUGGAACCUAUUCCUGUAGCAUCGCAUGUACAAAGGAGAGCACUGCUAAGGAGGCAUGAGAGCUUCACCGAAGUUGCACCAUUCCUCAAUGACUUUUGGCAAGAUGUACGGCCUUCCCGGUUCAAACCGUACUUCGUUACUGAAAAAAUGGCUAAUGAAGAAAUUGUGGAUCCAAUUCUUGAAGGAGAAACUAGUGAAAAGAGCAACUCAAAGGCCAGUUCUGUUCAAGACUCGGAUAGUACUUCUUCAGUUCCCGAUCAAGAAAGCCAAAAGGAUGUUUUGGAGGAUUUAUCAAACCAAAGGCAACAAUCUUCAUUUAGUCAAACAGAGGAACAUGCACAUAUAGUUCGGCAUGCGAGGGAGGUUUCUCUUGCUCUUGACAUGGAUCCGCCUGUACUAAUUAGCGACUCCUCUGAUGAUGACAUAUCACUGUCUGGUGAACAUACAAAUGAUUGGGUAGAAGCACCACAGAGUGAUUUCAGUUUUUCAUUGAAUACAUUAUUAGAUGAUCCUCGUAUGAUGCAACACCAUCAAGAAAUAGAUAUAGCGAGCAAUGGAAUGCAUCAGAUGUCCCCACACUCAAACGAUCUUGAGUUGACGUCGUCAUCAUCUGAAACCACUAAUGAUCCUUUUGAAGUGGAUGACAUUGAAUUAUCAGCCAAGGAACCAGUGAUAGUUGAUGAUACCCACAUUCUUGAUCCUGUUUAUGAUUCAAGUCCUUCAGGAAGCGAGAAGCCUGCACCUAUUGGUUUAGGACUCGAUGAAGUUGUUAUGCAAGAUGGUCGUGCUCGUACUCUUGAUGCUGAAGCAAGCAUCGAAGAAGAGGGUUCACCAACAAGAAUGGAGGCUUCUUCUAGUGAGGUAGCUACACCUAGUUUGAGUUCUUUGGAGCGAAGCGAACUCAGGGAGAAAGAAUACUAUGAGAUGAAGAAGUCUAUGGUUGGCCAUAACAAAGCCCAUGAAAGUUUUGUCAGCCGCGAUGAUCCUCCAAUGUCUGAUAUAAAUUCUCGGCCAACUAUUGGAGGUUCAACUAAUGGUUAAUCUAGAAGCAAUAUCGUACCAUCCUCCACAAAUGCAGUUGCUGGUUUCUUUAAAAAAAUGAUGGUGGCAGCGACAUCUGGAUCUGGCCGAGCUUCUUCAGCAGCAUAUUUGCCGAGGAAUCCGAGGGAGGGAAGAUGUUCAUUGUAGGAGAUUUGUUAGUGCUUCAAAGUGACUAGACAAUGUGUUGAAUAUGUAUAGUGUAGAUUUACUGAAAAGAAAAAUGCAACACAUUAGCAUUAGGACUUCUCUGUAAAAUGGCUAGAUAUGUUUUUUUUUGGUAGAUCCAUUUUUGGAUUCCUUUUUUUUUAUAUAUUUGUGAAUACCUUCAAGAAUUAGGACAUGUCAGUUUUAUGACCUGCUGUGCAAUUGCUCUAGCAUUUUAGUUUACCUGAGUGGUUGCUUUU
Molecule: messenger RNA, 2508 nt
Organism: Panicum virgatum (switchgrass)
Lineage: Eukaryota; Viridiplantae; Streptophyta; Magnoliopsida; Poales; Poaceae
Exons: 5
Coding region: 116-2104 (662 amino acids)
Source: RefSeq, a predicted model, not a curated record